Messenger RNA from Cygnus olor (mute swan), 8128 nucleotides. RefSeq names its product abhydrolase domain containing 2, acylglycerol lipase (gene ABHD2). The transcript is spliced from 12 exons. Gene Ontology annotation, molecular function: acetylesterase activity; monoacylglycerol lipase activity. NCBI's taxonomy places the organism in Eukaryota, Metazoa, Chordata, Aves, Anseriformes, Anatidae. Gene Ontology annotation, cellular component: sperm flagellum; sperm plasma membrane. Bases 512 to 1789 code for a protein of 425 amino acids. Gene Ontology annotation, biological process: steroid hormone receptor signaling pathway; medium-chain fatty acid catabolic process; sperm capacitation. The record is from RefSeq and is a predicted model, not a curated record.
AGGUGAGGGGUUGGCGGUGGCGGGGCCGGAGCGGGGUCCCGGCGUCCCGGCACCGUGACGGGACGCGGGGGGGGGCUGCUCCGACCGGAGGCCUCCCGGUUUCGGUCCCGGGGGGGGUUUAAAGGUCCGCCAGGCCUGGGGGGGAGGCUUCGCGGCGCUGCGGUUUGUAAUAAGCGGCCGUUUCCUCCUGCUGGUGCUCGCUGCGCAGCCUGCUCGGCGUUCUGGGGGCUCUGCCGGGUUCUCCUCAUAAAUUUAGAGGCGUCUCGGGUGGCUUGUGCGGCUACGGGGCGGGCAGGUGGCCCUGUAGCGGGUAUGCUGUCCUUGGAAGGAUCUCGUCCCCUCCUCGGAAGGAUCUCCUCCUCGGAAGGAUCACACCGUCAUUGGAAGGAUCUCCUUGGAAGGCUCGCAUCCCGUCGUUGCGCUCUCAGGAUAGCUCGGCUAGCACGUGGAUCCAGACAGUGAAAAUUCAGCAGAGGACUGGCUAUUAUUCCUUGUUUGAUAUUGGUUCAACAUGAGUGUGAUGCUGGAAACCCCUGAGCUGCCAGCAGUGUUUGAUGGGGUGAAGCUUGCUGCAGUCGCUGCUGUUCUCUAUGUUAUUGUUCGCUGCUUGAAUUUGAAAAGCCCAACUGCCCCUCCUGAACUCAUUUACCAGGACUCUGCUUUGUCCCGCUUCCUACUCAAAUCCUGCCCGCUUCUGACCAAAGAGUACAUUCCACCCCUGAUCUGGGGCAAGAGUGGACAUAUCCAGACUGCCCUUUAUGGAAAAAUGGGGAGAGUGAGAUCACCACACCCGUACGGACAUCGCAAGUACCUCACGAUGCCAGAUGGAGCAACAGCAACCUUUGAUCUCUUCGAGCCACAGUCUGAGCACUGCACUGGAGAGGAUGUCACAAUGGUAAUCUGCCCUGGGAUUGCUAACCACAGUGAAAAGCAGUAUAUCCGCACUUUUGUUGACUACGCGCAGAAAAAUGGGUACAGGUGUGCUGUUCUGAAUCACCUGGGGGCCUUACCGAACAUCGAGCUCACUUCUCCACGCAUGUUCACGUACGGUUGCACCUGGGAAUUUGGUGCGAUGGUUAAUUACAUCAAGAAGACCUACCCUCAGACCCAGCUGGUUGUGGUAGGCUUCAGCCUGGGUGGAAACAUCGUGUGCAAGUACAUGGGGGAGAGCCAGGCCAACCAGGAGAGAGUCCUGUGCUGCGUCAGCGUGUGCCAGGGCUACAGCGCGCUCAGGGCACAGGAAACCUUCAUGCAAUGGGAUCAGUGCAGAAGAUUUUACAACUUCCUCAUGGCAGACAACAUGAAGAAGAUCAUCCUUUCUCACAGGCAAGUUCUUUUUGGAGAUAACGUGAAGAAGCCACAAAGCCUUUCAGAUGCUGAUCUGAGCAAACUCUAUACGGCAACAUCCCUUAUGCAGAUCGAUGAUAAUGUUAUGAGGAAGUUCCAUGGAUACAGUUCCCUGAAGGAGUACUACGAAGAAGAAAGCUGCCUGCACUACUUGCACAGGAUCUAUGUUCCUCUUCUGUUGGUUAAUGCUGCUGAUGACCCUCUUGUGCAUGAGAGCCUUCUAUCAAUUCCGAGAGCUCUUUCAGAGAAACGGGAAAAUGUCAUGCACGUGCUGCCCCUUCACGGAGGCCACCUGGGCUUUUUCGAGGGGUCUGUACUAUUCCCAGAACCUCUUACCUGGAUGGAUAAGCUCGUGGUGCAGUAUGCGAAUGCCAUCUGCCAGUGGGAGAAGACAAAGUCUCAUUGCUCAGACACAGAGCAGGCGGUAUCUGGCCAGGAGUAAUUGACCCAAAGACUCUGGAUCACUUCAGUAUAUCUCCCCCUUUGGGAACUCUUUGUUCCCUCACCUGCUGCUUCAGGUUUCCAUUCUCCUUGAUAUCCUAUGGCUGGGGUUUGAUCACAAUGUUUCCUUCUGAAGUGGAGUUAAAACAGAGGUUAAUAUCUGGUCAGAGGAUCUUUGCUUAUAUAGUCACUUGGGUUUGUAAUUUACUGCUCUGCUUGAAGAAUUAGAUUCUGACUGUGACUUGUUACAGGGUAAUUGAGCUAAAGACAGUUUGUUUUGAUAUAACAGAAGUUUCAGAUGCCAAAAGCCUUUCACCUGUUGGUCAAAAACUUGAUCUGAAGCAUUUGUUGAGGUGUAGAUGACAAGGUAACUAACUUUUUCAGUCCCUGUGCUGGAAAAACCCUGUACCAAGCCAUAGGCCAGUGAGUGGUUCAGUCCAUGAGCCACUAAAUAGUGGCUUGGAAAAACAGAUGCUUGACUGUCAGUGGAGUUCUAAUCUUACACCAUCUUAAGGGAGUGGUUUACUUCCUGGCAGUGCAGUUACACAAGUCAAUCACUUUGAAAAUGCUUAACAUUUCCAUGCUUCAGGUAUCUGGGCUGGGGUAUCUUUACGCUGGGACUCCAGGUAAAGAAAAGCUGCGGGCUGAUAAUACCAGUUAAUGUUUCUCUGUAACCAUAUUCUCACACCAAGACCAGACCAGUCACCUGGUCAUAUUUGCCUCUUUUUUAAAUGUAGUCAUGUUUUUAGUACUGGAUUUCUUGUUUGACCCAGGGCUUUUUAAAAUUGGCUCUGGCUUCCGAAUGGAAACCAGUGAUUAAGAAUCUGCAGGAUCUUUUUGUGAGCUCAGUAUGUUUUAAGAAUAUUUCAUAGUUAUGUACUCUGUUAGGGAUUAAAUUGUAGGGUGGGGGGGAAUAUAUCUAGAUUUACUCCCCUUAUGUCAGGGUAGAUUAUACCAAAAUUCUCGUCCUUAAUUUUCAAAACAUUGAAUGGUUUUCAGACACAUGACUUGCCUUACAGUUGGUGUGAACUUGAUGGGUCUAGCCCUGUGCAACUAAAAUACCUUUGACUAACUACUUCUGUAUCUGUGUAAAUGCUGCAGGAUUUUACUGGCUCCAGUAAGACAUUGGGCUCCUCACGUGAAUUCCUUUCUACAUGCCCAGACAUCCUCUUCUAGUUGUAAUGUGCAAAGUGAAGUGCGAAAGCACCUUGCAGGAGCGAUGCCUCAAGUGGCUGUUGUGGCCGAGGUGGUUAUUAAGGGCUCUAGUCUAUCCCCUGGUAGGAAAGUUGCCCCAUGACAAUCUGGAAACUGAAUUUUUGUGGUCACAAUCUUUUUUUUUUUCUAUUUGCUCUGUCAAUAUUGUAGUCUCAUUAAUCCACCCUUGAGACUUCUUUGUCCCAGUGUCAGUGAAGUUCUUUUCCCGUCACACUUCCCGCAUCCAAUGAGCACUUUAUUGCUUUAGCCUUGGUUUGUGUGCCAGGCACUUCAGUUUAUAGUUGAAGGGUGAAACAAGCUGCAAGACUUCAGUGUGGUAAUGCAGGGGAACAAGCCUUCUGGACUGCUCUGUCCCUGAACUUCAUUCAGUAGGUUGCAGAGGUAGCUUUUUAUUUUAAUAAAGCAAUAAUUAACUAUUGUAGCAAAGGUGCAUUAUCAUAUCAGGAAAUUCCUUUCAGUUUGCCUUAGGCCAGAUACCGCGGCCUGCUAGAAUGAACUGUGGGUAUCUGCACGUUGUCCUUGUUAGUAAAUAAAUCCAGGUUUCCUUUUGUUCCUCAAAGAAAGAGAUGUGACCAAGUAAAGCUGUAGCAGUACUUGGCCGUGCUUGUGGCUGUUCCUUAAGAACUGUUUUAGGGCAUCAGUUAGCAAGGAUAUUCUUAACUGAUGGAUAUCUUGUCUUUGUGUUGUUGUUCUCUCAUUCAUACUGCAUCUGUAUAUCACUAAAAUCUGUCAUACAAGACAUUCAGAGUUUUGCUUAAGUAGCCGCUCAUGCAAUUUUUCCUGGAUGUGAUGUAAAUGUAUUCUCAUUUCAACAGAAUUGGAGUGUAAACAACAUUUGUAUGCAUCAACUAGCCACAGUAUGAAUUUAGGUGUGUAGGGUAUGCGUGUUUUUAUCUCCAGUGGGUCACAACUUUAGAUGUGUCUCAAUUUUCAUGGCAUACUACAUCUGUAGCUUCACAGGUCACGGCUGUCUGCCUUGAGGAAGCAGAGCUGCUCUUCUCAUGGUCUUUUAAACGUGCUUCAUGUCCUGCUUCAGUCCAGCUUUACUGUGCUGUGAGCGUCAACUCCAAACAGGUUUAGGGGAACAGAAGCUUCCCUUGGUAGUGAUCCCACUGUUGAGGUGAGGAGCCCAUCACACGACCCAACAUGUAACUAUGAAGGAAGGACAGUGUGCAUCAAGCCUCCUUGGAGAUCAAAAUACCGUCCUUUCUCAGCUUUCCUCAAAAGCAGGGGCUCCCUGCCCAGCUCCCCACGUGGCUGAAGUUCUGCCUUCCUCCCAGGACCCCAAACUUGCAGAAACAGUUCAGCUGUUGGCUGCCCCAGGCAGGGAAGUUGGAAGUGAGACAAUGGUGGUUGGCUGCUAUCUGGAAAGUGAAUGUUGAGGCAAAGCUGGCGUUUGCUUGCUUCUGAGUUGGGGCUGGGGAGCAAACUGCUUUUUGGCCAAGACAUGCCAGAGUAAAGCUCCACUUCCAGAGGAACUGGGAAGGUUUUUAUUGAAGAACUUUUCCUCCUUCCUUUUUGUAAGAACUGUUCUUGACAGACCGGGUUUUGAAACAUUUCCUGUUUCUGAGGUAUGAGGAAGUUACCUUCUCAAGCGUACCUUUAUUUCAAACUGACUUUGCUAUAGUAGAUGGUCAAUCAGUGACUUUUUAAAGCAAAUCUCUCCUAAAAAAAAAAAAAAAUGAGGUGAGCAGCUGGGCAGUUCUCAAAACAGCAGGAGCUUUGUCUAAUCAAAUAGGGAUUUUGCUCUAAUGUUUGAGGUUUUUCAAGGAAUACUAUAUCUUCCUGCCCUAUAACUCAUGAGCCUUCCUAUUUCAGAAGUGCCAAUGCUAUGGGCUUUCUGAAACUCAACUAGAGAAGUAAUAGGAGUCUGUCCUGCUCCUUUGACCUGUUUUUGCACUUGCAUCUACAGCUGUUUAAACCGCUUGUGGCUUGACCAACUAAUUCUAGCCUGUUUGGGGUGGAAGAGCUUUGUCAUAGCUUGGUUGUGCAAGGGUUCCAGAACCCGAGAGUCUCCUUACUAACCGUACUGUAGACAGAAGCAGUAAAAAUCUGUUCUCCCCAUCCCGCCCAAUGUGCUGCUUUUAAAGCAACUCAUGUUGUCAAACCUACAGCAGCAAUUUAGAGAUCUCAAGGAAGCAGGAGAGGAGGAAGUGAAGCUGCAGUGCAUGUUAUCUAGAGACCUUCAGAAAAGGAAUCCUGUGUUAAAUAUUGCUGCUGACAGAGAUUGGCAGCUGAUACCUAGUGCCAGUACCACGAGCAGGAAGGGACUUUGUCCAGUCCUUACCUGAAAUGCUUUUCUCUCCCAAAAUAAGGUAAUACUGGUUUUGUGAUGUCGGCAGAUGGUCUUCACAUGCAACAUGAAUUUUUAGAUUGUAGAGGUGGAGCAGUUUUUUCAUCUCUUGCGAAGACACGUGAGGUGGUUGAAGUGUGUGCUUCUAGCCCAUUACAGUACAGCCUGGUAGUGCAGUUCAGGACUAUAGCAUGAUGAAUCUGUCAUGAGCUCUGUUUAGUUUCAAACUGGGAUUAGAAAAGGCAUUAGCAGAGCUCUUCAUUUAUUUUCAUGUAGUAUACACCCCUCUUCCUCAUCACUGUAUGUAAGAGUAACACUCAAACAUAAACCCCAAGGACCCUCUCAAUCAAAUAGCAAGUUGCAGAACUGUUACUUUUUGGUGGUUAGGCUGGUCCAACCAUCUUUGUCAGUGUCUGGAGACACCUGAAACUUGGAGGUGAGCAGCUGGGACUUGCUCUUAUGGACCACAAGGAACUUGCAGCUUCCACGACACCAGAUCUGCCAGCAUGUUUAAUGAUCCCUUGGUUAGAUUCUAAAUUGAAGGUGUUUUCAAAUGGGUCAACAGUUGCGCUGUAAAGACAGACACUAGAACUUCCCUGCAGUCUUUUCCUGACCGUUUUUCUGCAGUUCCUGUUUUACAAAGGUACAGGUUACAAAGACGGGGCAUUAAGCAGAGGUGUUAAGAACUAUUAUCUCCAGUACUGAAUUUAGCCAAGCUACCUGUGUGUCAUCUGUCCUGGGUCUGUCACAAGUUCCUAGACCUCAGCCCUUUGACACGUGGUGCCUUGCCCUUUUUCUCCUCCUCCCUUGACAUCAGCAUAUCUAGAGACUUCAGCAACAGCUCUGUCAGAGCUUUUGGGCUUUGCUUUUUAGUAAAGGAUUUCUCAUACACCAAGCAGUGAGACCCCUCUGGCAAUGUACACUGUACAAGCGUGUGCUGACUUAAAGGACCUUUGUGGGCGGCCUACAACUAGAUAGUCUAUUUUAAGGCUUAAAAUAGCAAUGUGUAUAAGCAGUGGAUCACUUUUCAGCUCUGUUCCUCAAAUUUGCCUCUAGCCAUAGGGUUUGAGUCAGAGGGAAGGUUUGCUUAAUAUGUGACUUGUUACCUUAUGAUCCCCAAGUUCUUGUGUCUAUUGACUCUUCAGCAACGUAGCUGGAGGUGAAUUGUGUAAGGGGCUACAUCUCAAACGAAAGAGCAGAGUGGUAACUUCAAGAAUUAAUUGCUGAAUGGUUCAGUCACCUGGUUUGCUUCCAAGGUUUGUUUUUUUAGAAAUAUUAUGCCUCUCCGGAGGUUAUUGAAAUUUUUCACAGCCUUUUUCAAAAAGACCAGAAAAGGCCCUGCCUAGUCUUGUGCUGUGUGUGUAAGUCAUUUGUUGUGAAGAGCAUUGUGUCAAGUCGUGCUCCACGUGUCCUUAGCCCUUUGACAGCUCUGUCAGUUGGGUAGAUCCCAGAGCCACGGUGAUUCAAAGCAGGGUCUCCUUCAGGGCUUCUAGUUCUAGGCAAAAAGCAAACAGCUCUUCUUGGUGUGAGGACUUCCUGAAUUGUCUACCAGCUUAGAAUGCCUCAGAGCUACCCAGACCUGAGGAGGGGGGUGCCUUGUACCUGCACCCUUUUAUUGCUAGCAGUCUCUUACACCAGCCUGGACUUCUCUCAGCUGGUAGGGAAGCUCAGGCACAAGUGCCAUCAGUGAGUCAAAGCAGCUGCCAGCUUUCCACACUGCGGUGGAAAGGUUUCUGGGACUAUCCUGAACUAUCGCAUUUCAAACAUCUGUUUUCUUGUAUUUUUUUCUGGUUAAUCAAUGGACAAAAACACUGCAAUCCAGGGCAGCAUUUAUCUGGUUGGAUCUGCUGGUAUUGAACAACCUUUUCCAAGUCUGUCUGCUAACACUCUCCAAAAGCUCCAGCCCUGCAUCCCCUGUGGAUAAAGACCAUGUUUCUCCUUCUCACCCCAUGGCCUUGCCUAAGGCAGGUGACUUUAAUACCAGCAAGGAGCCUGAUGCCAUGAGUGGCUCAACAGAAGCCUUUUUGCUUUUGUCUGAAUGACGAGCUUGCGUCGCCUGCCUGCAGUCAUGCAAGAGCUUUGAAUAGAUGCAGAAUUUCCUUGUGGUCUCUCUUUUAUAGCUCUCCUGGGAUGCUGACCCUUCUGUGGCUCCUGCCAACUGGGAUAUCUUUAAAAAUAAUAACAAUAAAAAGUGUAUUUCAUGUAACCAAACACUACUGCUUAGCCCACGUCAGCAGCUUUCCAAAGGAACGUGUUUUCUCAUUCUUGACAACUUGUCCCUGUUUCCCAAUGACGAGAAAUCCUUUCUGAGAAAGCGAUAACCUCUUUGCAAGAGGGGCCCUUUCUCUGGAGAUGCCAAGUUGAAGAGGUGUGUGGAGACCUGAGGAAGGCAGACCUGUGCCCUUCUCAUGUUGUUGCUGCAGCUGUGUUAGAACAGGCCGAGUGACAUCUAAUGUUCUUGGUGAGCAGUGUGGUUCAUUAAGGAUAUAUUCUCAAAUUGGCAAAAUUAUCCUCUGGAACAAUCUCUAAAUGCUGCCCUGAAAAAGCGUGUGUACCGAGAUACCCUCCCUGCUGCCACGUUCUGAGUCAGAUUCUCUGAAGCUGACAGCUGCAGGGGAGAUGAUUUGCAACUAGCAAUGCAAUUUUUCUAUAUCUGCUGAUGUUUACCUUUAAAAUUAUAUAUAAAUAUAUAUUAAAGUGUCUUUGAUUUUUCUUUAAUUUUUGUUCUUCUGUGUCGUGUAAAAUGGAAGUCAUUGCACAACAAAAUGUAAUUUUGUUAUCUUUGAUUCAGUGGGAUUUCUUUAUUUAAAAAUAAAGGACUUAUUGAAGUCA